This is a messenger RNA of Pristis pectinata (smalltooth sawfish), 2361 nucleotides long. It is a transcript of the gene ctsc, whose product is annotated as cathepsin C. The coding region runs from base 11 to 1441 and encodes 476 amino acids. The transcript is spliced from 7 exons. Gene Ontology annotation, molecular function: cysteine-type endopeptidase activity. The record is from RefSeq and is a predicted model, not a curated record. NCBI's taxonomy places the organism in Eukaryota, Metazoa, Chordata, Chondrichthyes, Rhinopristiformes, Pristidae. Gene Ontology annotation, cellular component: lysosome.
GAGCAGUCACAUGACCUGCUCCCGGGCAGCUCCUAUUGCCGGUGUUGCGGCUGUCGGGUUAACCAUGGCGAUGUAUUUGUAUAUUCUGUCCUUGCUCGGGCUGUUCUCCGUGCGCUCCGCUGUCGCUGACACACCGGCCAACUGUUCUUACGAGGACUUGCUGGGUACCUGGGUGUUCCACGUUGGGCACGAAGGGCAAGGCAGAGAUGUCGAUUGCUCCAACGUGGGUCCUCCAAUAAAAACUGUGACUGUACAUCUCCAGAAGUUUGAUAUUGCUGAAAGUGAACGUGGAUCUUUUGGUUUUUUCACCUUGAUUUACAACCAAGGUUUUGAAGUGGUACUUGAUAAUUACAAAUGGUUUGCUUUUUUUAAGUACAAGCAAGAAGGCUCAAAUGUAACUAGCUACUGUCAUGAAACACUACCAGGAUCGGUACAUGAUGUGUUGGGUCGAAACUGGGCCUGCUUUUUUGGCAAGAAGUACUCCAGGAAUAUACAAACUAAUGUAGUUCAUUCAAAGAGACACCUGUUACGCCUCUCACAGAGACAAUACAAGCCUAAUGUGGAUUUUGUGAAAGCAAUAAAUACAGUUCAGAAAUCUUGGACUGCAACGGUUUAUGAAGAAUAUGAAAAAUUCACCAUUGAAGACUUAAUUAAACGUGCUGGUGGUCAUGGCUCACGCGUCCCCAGACGUCCAAAACCUGCGCCUAUGUUGGAGGAAGUACAGAAGCUUUCAAAUUCUUUGCCAGAAUCGUGGGACUGGAGGGAUGUAGAUGGAGUCAAUUAUGUUAGUCCAGUUAGAAAUCAAGGCACAUGUGGGAGUUGCUAUUCCUUUUCUUCUAUGGGGAUGCUAGAAGCUCGCAUUCGUAUUUUGACAAACAACACACAGACGCCGAUCCUAAGCACUCAGCAGAUAGUAUCCUGCAGUAAUUAUUCACAAGGAUGUAUGGGAGGAUUUCCAUACUUGAUUGCUGGGAAGUAUGCCCAAGAUUUUGGUAUGGUUGAAGAAGAUUGCUUUCCUUACCUUGGAAGAGAUAGUCCUUGCACCAUUAAGAACUCUUGCUACCGUUAUUACACAUCUGAGUAUUAUUAUGUGGGUGGAUUUUAUGGUGCUUGCAAUGAAGCAGCCAUGAAAUUGGAACUGGUUAAAAAUGGCCCUGUAUCUAUUGCUUUUGAAGUUCACAGUGACUUUAUUCAUUAUCGUGGAGGAAUCUAUCACUAUACUGGGUUAAGUGAUCCAUUCAAUCCUUUUGAGCUUACUAAUCAUGCAGUGCUGCUAGUAGGCUAUGGCAGUGACCCACAAACAAAGGAAAAAUAUUGGAUUGUUAAGAACAGCUGGAGUGCAAGUUGGGGAGAAGAUGGUUACUUCCGAAUCCUUCGUGGCAGUGAUGAAUGUGCAAUUGAAAGUAUUGCUAUAGCAGCUACCGCAAUGCCUAAACUUUAGAGGAAUAACCCAAUAUAUUUUCUGAAAGCCAAGCUGGAGAACCAGCUAUGGAUUUUGAUUUUUCCCUUCUAACUCUUUGAAGAUUAUCUGAAUCUUAAAUGGUUUUGAAAAGGUUUUGCUAGCCCCACCUUAAGUUGGUGUUGGAUGCUAUUGCUUAUAAAGAUGCUGUGUAAAAACAUCUUUAUCUUCAAUCUGAGUGUGCAAUGAUUUGACUUUAUAGAAUGUUUUUGAAUUCCAUAAUGAAUGGUGUGAUUUCCAAAUGAUUUUUAAACUUAAUAUUGUAAAGACUGGAUUUUGGCUUUCAAAUUAGAUUUUUUUUUAUUCCAUAAAGUUUUUUCCUUGAUCUAAAUUGAGACAAUUAUUAAGAUGUCUGUUUUAGUAUACAUAAGUGUAAAUGAUUUAAUCUAUGCAGUAUAUAUUUUUAAAAGUUUGAAAUAAUCACUUGACAUGCCUUUUUAAAAUUUAAGUUGUCUGAAAAUGGCUAUUAUAGAACAAAUUGUGAUCUUCAAAACUACAAAAUCAUUGCCUUAAAUCACUAAUCAAAAUGGUAAUUUCCUCAUCUGUGUGUAACAGGUGGGAUUUAUUAUGAAUGUAUCUGCAUUGAUUUAAAUUUGGCAAUUCCAAUUUUCAAUCGUACAGUUUUCCAUCAAAUUUGAAAUCUGUUUCAGAUAAGUAACCCUUUAAAAUAGAGCAUGGGUCAUGGCAAUAGGGUGUUUUCUAUUAAGUUGCUUAUAAUCAUAAAACUUGCUGGGCAAGAGUCUGAAUGUAUACACGUAAAGACUUGAUAUUCCCCGUAUGUAUAAAUGUGUUUUGCAUUUGGUUAUCAUCCAUGAUGUAACUCUUUUGCCAAAAAUUUCUUAACUUGUAUCUAUUCCAAUAAAAAUUGAUAAAACAUUGUUCAUCAACAAGUCUUCUGACCU